Candoia aspera is the source of this 7436-nucleotide messenger RNA. Its product is annotated as C-signal-like. Bases 4372 to 5148 code for a protein of 258 amino acids. Gene Ontology annotation, cellular component: cytoplasm. The transcript has 7 exons. Gene Ontology annotation, molecular function: oxidoreductase activity. The record is from RefSeq and is a predicted model, not a curated record. Lineage: Eukaryota; Metazoa; Chordata; Lepidosauria; Squamata; Candoiidae.
GCCCAUUGAUUGUAAGAUCUUAAGAAUACUUCCGAUAAUGCUGUCACACACUGGUGUUGAUGUUCAGGAUGUUGGUGUUGGGCUACAACUCCUUUCAAGUCCACCCACCACAAUUAGGCUGGAUGAGGACAAUGGGGGUUGUUACUCAAAGGACACCAAGUCAGGGGUACCUCCCCAAAAGUAAUUCAUUCUUUUCCAUGAAAUGUACUUACAAUUAUUGUUAAUCUUUUUGGGCAGGGUCCCGAGGUCAGUAAAAUGAGCACCCAGCUUGCUGGGGAAGGUGACAACUGGAGAAGGCAAUGGCAAACCACCCCACUCUAUAGUCUGCCAAGAAAACGUCACAGAAGUGGCAUCCCCCCAAAGGUGAUUGCACAGGGGACCUUUUACCUUUUCAGGGAAUUCAGAAGCUUCAGGUGCAAUGGACUGAGUGAUCUUUAGAAGGGAAAAAAAUCACAGGGUUUAUUUACAGUUGCAUAAAGUGUUCUUUCACACGGAGAUUGCCUUUACAAAUUUGAGCUUGGGGCAAGAAAGGUUUUACCUGUCAAAGAGUUCUUUCAGUGAAAUAAGAAACUAAACAAUCAGCUAUACAUCCUGAGUAAAAAACUGACAACUGUCCUAAGAAAGGAAGACAGCAUAAUACCAUGUGACUGUGAGACAUACAUGGAGGAGGGGAAUGUGAAAAAAAUAAUCUAGAAUCUUUCGCAUUUUUAUACCAACUUGUGAACAGGCUGACAUCUCCAAAUUUUCUAUGAGACCAUCUUAGAUAUACCUUUAAAACGGCAAAGUUUGAUGUGAAGCACUGACAAAGCCCAGGCCACUUCUAUAAACACAAGGCAUGGCCCCCAGACAAUGUGCAAUAUCUAUUCUGCUUUCAGGCAACUUAUCUUUUUCACUUUGGUUAUGAAAUGCAUAUUGUGCAACUUCAGAAGCCUUGGUUACAGCUCACAGACCUGUGUUCUCUUCUCUUACUUGCACGGAACCAUCUCAAGCACAGCACUUGGCUUUCUCUUAACCCUUUUAACCUGUGUGGUUGAGGGGGAACAUGUGCCUUUCUAUUUAAUGCAUCCCCCUGCAUCCCAGGAGCAUUGCAUUCCUAUGUAGUAUUCCAAGAAGUCCAGGGAACCAGCCCCUCUCAUGGACACUACCUCUCCGUCUAUCCACACAGCUGGCCUUUCACUCCCCUUACACCAAUGAAUGCUCUAACAUCACAAGGCCGAGCACAAUACAUCCCAUUUAUUGUACAGUAAUGGACAGAUCAGCCCAUAUUUUUGCAACUUAUAUAUGGCAGCUCUAACAUGUCACUUGUCAAUGCUUGAAUGAGCUGCAUUUUUUUUUCCUGAGGGGGAAAAAUGUUUAUAUCGUAAGCAAGAUGUUUACAUCAUGAAAAAACACCUUUUCAAAGUUGCGCAUGAUAUGAAUUUCCAGGCAUUUUUCUCCUUCCCUUUUUCAUUUCCUUUCUAAAUAUUUUAAUGUUAUGUCACACUGUUGACAGCACUGUUUGUGUGAGAAAGUCAGAUACUGUAGAUUUUUUGAAAAAAUAAUAAGGCAGACCUUUAAGGAAAAGAUUGAAGCACAUCAGUGGAAAGUGCAUGGAGGUUUAACUAGUCAAAAGAACUGUCAUAAAGCCAGCUUAGCUAAAAACAAACAAAUAAAUAAAAUAUUUAGGAAAAUAGUAUCAGGAAAAUAUAUCCCCCAGGGGGAUGACCAAGUGUCUUGUUUGAUACAGAUGUCAGUGUGCUGGGCUAAAUUACUUUGUGGAAUAGCCUCAGGAUUUGUUUCCUGACUUUAAUUGGACACUUCAAUAUGUUAAUCACAAAUCAGUUAUGUUCUUUUCUGCACUGCCUGCUAGAAUUUGAGCUUACAUAGGAACAAAGUAGAAUAUAUAUUGUCAUAUUUUUGGUGCUAUUGCCAGAAACACUAAGAUGGGCAUACUCAUUGUGUUUGGGCUGUUGGGCACAUCUGGAAGGUUAAGAGCAUGUUAUAAAGUAGGCUGACCAUAUCUGGGCUGCAAAAAUCUAGACAACCACCGGAAGGCAGCAAAGAGAUUCUGAACAAUUUUCUCUGCCACCACCUAGUGGUCAUGUAGUCUUUUGCAGCCCAGAUAUGGUCAGCCGAUAUAAGUUCUCUUGCAAAGUGACUGGUAUGAAUAGCUUCCCUGAUCAAAAAAUGCUUCAUACUAUUGACAAGACAAGUCCAAAACUGCCACUCAGGUGGGGCAAGGAGAUGGAAGGCGUCCAUAAAUACAUUCAUGUUCAAAACUGUUAAGACCACAGAUCUAAGCUUACAUGUCAAGCUCUUGACAGCUGACUACACCCAUAGAGUGUAGCCUAACCAGAUUAAAAGGAACAAAGGAUUAGGUUACAUAAAUCUCAUUAGGAUCCAAUUUACCUCAGAGUUUACAAGGCUGGGGCUUUUUUCAUCCUUUUGGUAGCAAUCCUUUGAUGAACAGGAGAGCUGUAUCUGUUUUCCAGAUAAACUACCUGGACAUUUUGGCCUCUUGGCAAAUGUCACAUCAGUACUUUUUUGGAUUUGUCUUCAGCCUUUAGAGGUCUAUAAAAUGGCCAGUGCAGAGUACUUUCAAUACACUGUCUUGACAUAAUUUCUCCUUAUUCAAUGUGACUCCCCACCUCCCAGAAAAAUUGAGUUUACAGACUAUUUAGUUUAUAGACACUGACCUGAAUGGCUUGUUGGAGGUCCUCGUUCCUGCUAUCACAUCAUCCAUGGUCAUUCAGAUUUUUGCUAGCUCCAAUAGCCUGUCGCCGCACGUUUCAAAAUACCUCUGAAGCAUGAUGGAUUCCUAAUGGCAUUCUUGGACAACUUUAUCUCUCCAAGGGUAUGGCAAACAUUGUUAAAUAGUUGGACUGUUUAUACGACUAUGUGAAGAAUCCAUUUUUGACAUCAGAGAUACAGAUUAUGGUUUUGAUAGUGAUGUUAUUUUUCAUGACUUGCUAUGAUUUAGGCAGAUGCUAAAAAUGCUUCUAUUAAUUUUGAGAUUUGAAAGUUUAUGACGAGCAGCCAAAUUAAUUAUGGUCACUGAUGUAUUGUGUUUAUUAUAUUGUAUUUUACUGUAAUCAAGUGUAUUUUAAUUCUGUGCACUGCUUUGAAUUGAGAGACAAAGUAUAAAUAUUGUAAAUAAACAACUGAAUAAUAUAUUUAUUGAUGAGUAGUCACAGUCAGGAGUGGGUAAUCCAAGAUGCUUUUUUUCUGAGUGCUAUCCUUAAGAAGUUGGAGAUUCAUGAGUGUCUUAUCACUACAGUGCUAGUCCAGCAAUUGGCUGGGAAGAGCAAUUCCCAAAACGAAUCUUUGCCAGAUAGAUAGUAUAACAUAUUAUGAAGGCUUCUCAUAAUACAUAAAGCAAUACAUCCACUCUACUUUUUCCCUGUUUUACUUUUUGUAUUAUUUUUGUGUCUUGAUCAUCCUUGCCAGAUGGAAAGACAAAGUAAAAAUCAAAUCAAUGAAUAAUAAAUCAAAUACAAUAUUUUACACUUUAUAAAAUAUUAUACAAGUGUUCAAAUCUACUAAAUUGGUUGUUUGAUGCCAAGGUUUUGUACUAAAUUCCUCUUCUGAAUUCCAGUGUGAAACCACACCACCAAUUUCAGAGUGAAAUCGUGCUACCAAGUGUUUGUGUAAUUGGGCCAUGGAUGUCCUAAUUAAUUCACAUCUGGCUGCGGCUGUUCCAUGGGAGUCCUGCAGAGAGAGAAAAAACACCAGAAAGAAGGAUACUCCACAGAGUUAGCCGAGCAGUCAACAACCCAUGGUCUGAACUCCCAAACUCUUUUUUAUUCAAAUAGCAGGCAGGCAGACACAGUCAGAUAGACAGACAUGCAACGUUAAGAAACCACGCAUUCUACAUUUUUACUGUGAAACAGGAAGUGUCUUAUUUCACUAAACUUGAACUAUUGAAUGCAGCCUUUUAUGGAGAAAGCAAGGUAAUUAUUAUUUAUUUAUCACAUUUCUUCACUGCCCAUCUUGACAAACGACUCUGGGUGGUUAAAUAGUCCUUCAAUCAAUAGUUUCAUUCCCUGAGAUUUUCAAACAGGACCUGUAUUGUUUUUUUUUUAAUGGAUUUGCUAAGUUGUUUGUAAGCUUUUUUUUCAUGGCAGGAAGCAGAGCAAAUAUUUUUUAGAGUGAACAUUCUGAUCUGAUAAUGCCAAAAAUGACCCCCCCCCCAAAAAGCAUUAGAACAUGACCUGAGCCUCUAGGUGGAAGCUGAUCCCUUUCUUUCCCACUCUUGUCCAAAGAACUGGACAGUGGAGCCAAGUAACUUACACAACCCUGGGUGGAGGGAUUGGGGGCCAGCUGGGACUGGAUGGGAUUUAACUGGGAAGAGCACAAAGCAGUGUGUUAGUUAGGUCUGAGCUGUCAAGAGAGAUGGAACAACUGAAUCCACGCAGUGUUCUGGUGACCGGGUCCAACCGGGGACUUGGCUUGGAGCUGGUCAGGCAGCUGGUGGGGAAGAGCAACCCCCCACAGUGGAUCUUUGCCACUUGCCGGGACCCAGCUGGACCCCGUGCCCAGGACCUGAAGAAUUUGGCUGACCAACACCAGCAAAUUGUGAUAGUUCCACUGGACACUUGUGACCCAUCCAGCGUUCAGGCUGCUGCAGCCAAAGUUACAGAACAUCUAAAAGGGGCUGGGUUGAACCUGCUGAUUAACAAUGCCGGGAUUCUAAAAUUGAGUACCAUAGAGACGGAAACGCCAGAGAACAUGUCUGAGGUGUACAAAACCAACGUCAUUGGGCCCAUGAUAGUCAGUCAGACAUUCCUACCCUUGCUGAGGAAAGCGUCUCAAGAAAGUCCCCAGAAAGGCAUGAGCUGCAGCAAAGCUGCCAUCAUCAACGUAACUAGCGAGUGUGGCUCCAUCACGAAUGUCUUUGCCUGGAAUCUUAGUGAGCUGAUCUCUUAUCGUUGCAGCAAGUCUGCUCUGAAUAUGCUCACUCGAUGCCAGUCCCUGCACUUUGCCAAAGAUGAGAUCUUGUGCAUUACAUUGCAUCCUGGAUGGGUACAGACUGAUAUGGGAAAUGAACUGGGAACACCCCCACUGACAAUGGAGCAGAGUUUGCGAGCCAUCCUGCACACACUUGCCCGCCUCUCUGAGAAAGAUCAAGGCACAUUUGUUAACUGGGAAGGGAAUCACCUUCCCUGGUGAGGCAACCAAGGGUUUGCUUCUCUGCACUGCAGGACGAUGUUCUCAUCAAUGACAGCGCAGCUUCCUAUUUUCAGUGCUAAAUAUACCCUGCUCUGCUGCAUGUGCUCCAACUCUGGCUUGCUUCAGCUGCUCUGUCUGAGGCCUAUAACACCUUGCUCAGCCAGGCUGUUUCAGGCUGCAGGUCUCAGUGAUCCCUUCGGAUACUUCUAGGUGUCACUGGCAGCAUAUGGCAAAGCAUCCAUUGCUUCCCACGCUGUCUUGCAAACUGAAGAGAAUUUUUUCCCCCAGAUCUCUAGAAUUUAAACUAUAGAGAUGGGAGACUCCUGUGACUCAAUUUCAAAUGGGAGGGAUGUUUUGGAAAGGGUACCCAUGGCAGAGUGAAGCCCUAGAGCAGAGAGACUAAUCAGAAAAAGGGAAAUGGUUGGUGUGAGCUGCCAGGGAUACAGGCUGGCAUGGGUUCACCUCUGGUCCAUGCAAAUGCCAUCUUUGCUGUCACACUGGUCUGCUCGGUCAAAUGAAAAAGCAAAAAAGUUUGUUCAAAAAAUCCUAUACAGCCAUUUUUGCUUCAGUUCUGCAUCUGUCACAAAUUUCAUAGAUCUUUAAUGUAACCUAAAAAAUUGGCUGUAAAAAUGCUUAUUUUUGUAUACAAUAGCCAUCAAAUACUCUUUUUAAUAGGCAAUUUUAUCUAACCAAUUCUUUUUCUUUCUGCAAAAUACUCUUAGGGCAACUAAGAUCCAACACAAAUCUUUUUCUAUCUGACUUUCUUGAAAUGUACUAAUUUCUACUUAGUAUGUACAAAAGGAGAACAUCUAAACAACAAAUACUUACCCUUUUACUUACUUUAUACAUUUCUAUGACGUUAAUUACACAUAGGUAAAGGUAAAGGUUUCCCUUGACAUUAAGUCCAGUCAUGUCCGGCUCUAGGGGGCGGUGCUCAUCUCCGUUUCAAAGCCGAAGAGCCGGCGUUUGUCCGUAGACACUUCCAUGGUCAUGUGGCCAGCAUGACUACACGGAACACCGUUACCUGCCCGCCGAAGCGGUACCUAUUAAUCUACUCACAUUUGCAUGUUUUCGAACUGCUAGGUUGGCAGGAGCUGGGACUAGCAACGGGAGCUCACCCCGUCACGCGGAUUCGAACCGCCGACCUUCCGCUCGGCAAGCUCAGCAGCUCAGCAGUUUAACCCGCAGCGCCACCGCGUCCCACUCUAAUUACACAUACACGUGUCUUUGUUAUUCAUUUACAUUAAUGCAGAUUCUAUGAAGUUGCUUCUUUUUGCUCUUUCAUAAAGAAGAGUAUCAAGUAUAGUACACAGCAACCAGACCAUUGGUUACACCAAGCAAAAAAAGCAAAAGCUUUGUUCAAGAAACCCUUAAAAACACAGCCAUUUUUGUAUCAGUUUUGAAUGCAAUAUAAUAUACCUUUAAUGUAACAUAAACAAUUAGUUCCUUAAAGGCUUUUUCUUUUGGUACAGAAAUGCCAUCUAAUACUCUAUUGGCAAUUGUAUUUAAUCAAUUCUUUUUCUUUCUGCAAAAAACACUUUAUCUUAGAGCAGCUAUAACCUAACACAAAUCUUUUUGCAUUUACCUUUCUUAAAAUAUAAUAAUUUUUCUUUUGAAAACUCAAAGAGAGUGGUGUUAUCCCAUGAAAAAGAAAAGAAAAAAAAUCCAAACCCUUGUUUGGAUGAUUUCUUGAAUAGUUCCAGACAAAAUGACAACCAAACCUGGAUGAGGUGUUGAGUUUUCUAGAAUUCCUCACUUAACAAUACCGUAAGAUGAACAACUUUGUUAGUGAAAAAAUAAUGGGCAGCAACAGACUAUAGAUGGUUGUCAUCUGGAAUGUUUCAUACUUCCAGUAUAUUGUUCUAUUUUGUUAAGAUUAUACUGCAUUAAUUAAAAUAAAAAUGAUUAAAGAUCUCUCUUUUGUUAAUGAUAAACUGUCAAUUAAUUAAGAAUCAUUGGCCAAGGAAGGAAAAAACCAGUAGUGGCUUUAAAGUUUUGAAAUGCUGGGCAGAGGAAUCAUUGGCGUUCCCCAUGAAAAGAGAUUUAUAUACUAUGAGCAGCUUAUGAGUUCUGAUGAAUCUGAUUCUUUUUUUAACUUUUCUCAAUUCAUCACAUAAAUAAAAGGAAACAAUAAAAAGUUCUCUUCUUGAUCAUGUAUCUUUAUGAUGAAGACUUUAUACUGUCUUCUUAUAUCUUUCUCUGAGGUCAUUAGAGAAGCCAAAACAGUAAUUCAGUUUACUGAAAUGAAAUGUUUUGAUACUUUUUUGAUAAAAGUCAGCAUAAUCUAA